UUGGAAAAGGUAGUCGCCAAUGCGAAAGCCUCCACCACCACCACCGCCACAGAUGAGCCCGGGCCCUCCAAAGCGCCAAAACGACAGCGUCUCUGGAUCGAACAUCUGGACGGUGUUUCAUCGGACGACUCCGACGAUUCCUCACGCUCCUCCUCCUCCUCAUCUGCCGAGGCACCCCCGAAGUCGGACUCGGUGCCAGCGACGGCGACGGUCAUCUCAUCCAUCGAAAAAACGCCAAAAGAGGAAGCUUCGGGAGAGAAGACUGACGAUACUCCGACAGGCAAGCCCAAGGAACCGACCCCGUCUUCUGCCGCUGCUGCCGCCGCCAGUCCAACUCCUGCAUCCAAACUGGAACCCGUCCCUAGUCAGCCG
Molecule: messenger RNA, 372 nt
Organism: Dibothriocephalus latus
Lineage: Eukaryota; Metazoa; Platyhelminthes; Cestoda; Diphyllobothriidea; Diphyllobothriidae
Source: the annotation of a GenBank genome assembly